AUGAUCGUCGUCGCGGUGGGCGCGAACUCGCAGUGGGGCGUGAUCCUGAAGACGCUCAUCGUCGAGCCGAACAGCACGCCGCUGCAAGACAGGCUCGACGUUCUCGUCGUGACGAUCGGUAAUUUUGGCAUCGGCGCGGCGAUCCUGACGUUCGUCGUCUCGAUGAUUCGCUGGACCUCGGAGGGCGCGAGCGGCGAAGGAUGGGACGGCACGAAGGUGUUGCAGUACCUCAUCAACAGCAUCACGAUCGUCGUCGUCGCGAUCCCGGAGGGGCUCCCUCUCGCGAUCACCCUAGGCCUCGCGUUCGCGAUGCGCAAGAUGAUGCAAGAUCAGAACCUCGUGCGCAGGCUCGAGGCGUGCGAGACCAUGGGCAGCGCGACGCAGCUCAACGCGGACAAGACCGGGACGUUGACGCAGAACCGCAUGACCGUCACGGACGCGUACCUCGGCGGGAAACAAUACGGCGAAGGCGACGUGCCUCCCUCGGACGUCUCCGACGCGUUCGCGUCGAUGCUCGCGGAGAGCAUCUGCGUCAACUCGGACGCGAACCUCGCGAUGAACGAGAACGGGACGGUCGACCACAUCGGCUCGAAAACCGAGUGCGCGCUUCUGCAGCUCGUCGAGGACCUCAGAACCGCGGGUAAGGGCAACCUCGAAGAGUCCGACGGGUUCGCGUACUACCGAGGACGCGAGAAGCACAAGGUCGAGCAGCGGUACCACUUCACGUCCGCGAGGAAACGCAUGAGCACCGCGAUCGGGAUGCAUCACUCUGGCUCGACGCAAGGCACGCGCCUGCACUGCAAAGGCGCGUCCGAGAUCGUCGUGAAGCUCUGCACGAAACAGAUGAUGGCAGACGGAACCGUGGAGCCUUUCGGCGCGGACGACCUUAAAAGCGCCGAGGAAGCGAUCACGCAGAUGGCCUCUCGCGGUCUGCGCACGCUCUGCAUCGCGUAUUCAGAAAUGCAAGUCGAUCCGUCCACGCUCGACCCCGAGAGACCUCCCGAGGAGAACCUGACGUUGAUCGGGAUCGCCGGGAUCAAGGAUCCGAUCCGACCGGAAACCGCGGAGGCAGUCGCGCUGCUGCGGAACGCAGGCGUGACCGUUCGCAUGGUUACCGGAGACAACGCGCUCACCGCAGAGGCGAUCGCGCGCGAGGCUGGAAUUCUCGUCGACGGCGACGACGGGCUCAUCCUGGAAGGCCCGGUGUUUCGCAAGAUGAGCAGAGCGGAGCAAGAGGCGGUCGCGGUGAAGAUCAAAGUGCUCGCGCGUUCGUCCCCGUCCGACAAGCUGAUGUUGUGCGAGGUGCAAAAGGCCUUGGGCGAGGUCGUCGCCGUCACCGGCGACGGCACGAACGACGCGCCCGCGCUCAAGGAAGCCGACGUCGGGUUCGCGCUCGGCAUCGCGGGCACGGAGAUCGCGAAAGAGGCGUGCGAUAUCGUCAUCUUGGACGACAAUAUUCGGUCCAUGGCGAAGGCGGUGCUCUGGGGCAGGAACGUCUUCAUGUCGAUCCGGAAGUUCUUGCAGUUUCAGCUCGUCGUGAACGUCGUCGCGGUGACGCUGAACUUUUUCUCCGCGUGCUACGGCCUCGAAGAACUCCCGCUCGGUCCGGUGCCGCUCCUGUGGGUGAACAUGAUAAUGGACAGCAUGGGCGCGCUCGCGCUCGCGACGGAGCCGCCGUCGCCGGACUUGAUGAAACGCCAACCCUUCGGAAGGAGCGCGCCGCUCGUGAACCAGGAGAUGUGGAGGAACAUCUGCGUCCAGGCCUUCUACCAAUUCCUCGGAAGGAGAUGCUGGGGAUCGACGUCGACGACGGAGACUCCGAACACCAAACGCUUCAGCUCAACUCCGUCAUCUUCAACACGUUCGUGA
Micromonas pusilla CCMP1545 is the source of this 1869-nucleotide messenger RNA. RefSeq names its product p-type ATPase superfamily. Gene Ontology annotation, cellular component: intracellular membrane-bounded organelle; plasma membrane. The transcript is spliced from 2 exons. The coding region runs from base 1 to 1869 and encodes 622 amino acids. Gene Ontology annotation, molecular function: ATP binding; P-type calcium transporter activity; ATP hydrolysis activity. NCBI's taxonomy places the organism in Eukaryota, Viridiplantae, Chlorophyta, Mamiellophyceae, Mamiellales, Mamiellaceae. The record is from RefSeq and is a predicted model, not a curated record. Gene Ontology annotation, biological process: calcium ion transmembrane transport.